CCACGUUGCGCCACAUCUCAGCCUCACCAAAAAUUUCCAAGAAACAAUUCUCAGUGAAAGAGACGGCUUGAUAUCUCCUUUAGUCACGGCAGAUCCAUACUUUCAGACCCGGGCGCAAAAGGAAUCAGAGUCAGAAAAGGGCUUUCCACCGUUUACAAUUUUACUUCUUACAAGCGACAAAAUGCCUGCGCGAACUAAGAAGGAAGAGCAGCCACAGGUUGAGGAUACCAACAUGGAAGACGCCCCAGUCUCCGCGCAGCCUGCGGUGAAUGACGAGGCUGUCGAGGAUGAGGAAGAAGAGGAGGAAACUGAGCCCCAGAGAGUCCGAAUCCUUCCUGGCUCAACAGACACUGCUGCCUCCUUUGAGUUCACUGAUGAAGGCCAUACACUCGGAAACGCGUUGAGAUAUAUCAUCAUGAAAAACCCCGAUGUUGAGUUCUGCGCUUACUCUAUCCCCCAUCCCUCAGAGCCCAAGAUGAACAUUCGCAUUCAGACCUACAGUGGAACUGCAGUUGACGCUCUCAAGAAGGGGUUGGUCGACAUUCAAGAAGUAUGUGAUGUAGUCGCCGAUGAGUUCUGGACCAAGAGGGAGGCCUACAACGCAGAGCAGGGGAUUGACCGAUGAGCCCAAAAUCAUGUGCUCAGGACUUAAAAGUGUUUGCAUUCACAUGGAUCAUGAUGGAAAUAGAGGCGUUUUGAGGAAUCCCUUUCAAUGAGAUAUAUACACAACCCCUUGUUGCUAGUUGCGACCCUAUGCACCCUGUUAGCCUCAUCCUCAACAGAGCGCCAUGUAGUUCGAUGCUCACCUCGAGGAAGCCAGUCAUAAAGCUGGAUGGUAGUCGCUUGUCACCUCG
Fusarium odoratissimum NRRL 54006 is the source of this 854-nucleotide messenger RNA. Its product is annotated as DNA-directed RNA polymerase I and III subunit RPAC2. The coding region runs from base 182 to 625 and encodes 147 amino acids. The transcript has 4 exons. The record is from RefSeq and is a predicted model, not a curated record. Gene Ontology annotation, molecular function: protein dimerization activity; DNA-directed RNA polymerase activity; DNA binding. Gene Ontology annotation, biological process: DNA-templated transcription. Gene Ontology annotation, cellular component: RNA polymerase III complex; RNA polymerase I complex. Lineage: Eukaryota; Fungi; Ascomycota; Sordariomycetes; Hypocreales; Nectriaceae.